UCCCGCCCACCAUGCCAGCCCCCGGGAUGGGUGUCCCCAGAGGGUGCCGGGUGCUGGCGUGGGCCCUGGCGGCCCUGCUCUUGGUGCAGAAGGCAGAGACCCAGGGCGGCGAGGAACUGAGCUGGGCAGGUGCAGAGGCUGCCAUGGAUGGUCAGAGGGAGGCCUUUGCCCAGCAGAUGAUCUUCAUCCCACCCGUCACUGUCUUUCCCACCAUGAGCCCUGUGAACCCAGCGCACAACGGGCGGGUGUGCAGCACCUGGGGAGACUUCCACUACAAGACCUUCGAUGGCGAUGUCUUCCGCUUCCCCGGCCUCUGCAACUACGUCUUCUCCGCACACUGCGGGGCGGCCUACGAGGACUUCAACAUCCAGCUCCGCCGUGGCCUGGCCGGCUCCAAGCCCACCAUCACCCAUGUUGUCCUCAAGACCCAGGGGCUGGUCCUGGAGAUCUCCAACGGCUCCAUCCUCAUCAAUGGGCAACAGGAGGAGCUGCCCUACAGCCGUGCUGGCCUCCUGGUGGAGCAGAGCAGCGUCUACGUCAAAGUCAACGUCCGGCUGGUGCUGACCUUCAUGUGGAAUGGGGAGGACAGUGCCCUGCUGGAGCUGGACCCCAAGUAUGCCAACCAGACGUGCGGCCUAUGUGGGGACUUCAAUGGGCUGCCGGCCAUCAAUGAGUUCUACGCCCACAACACCAGGCUGACCCCUCUACAGUUCGGGAACCUGCAGAAGCUGGACGGGCCCAUGGAGCAGUGCCAGGACCCCCUGCCCUCCCCAGCCGACAACUGCACAGACGAGGAGGGCAUCUGCCGCCGCACCCUGCUGGGCCUGGCCUUUGCCCAGUGCCAUGGGCUGGUGGACGCCGACGUGUAUGUGGCUGCGUGCACCCAGGACCUGUGCCGCUGCCCUACCUGCCCAUGUGCCACCUUCGCUGAGUACUCCCGCCAGUGUACCCACGCAGGGGGCCAGCCACAGAACUGGAGGGGCCCUGACCUCUGCCCCCGGACAUGCCCUCUCGACCUGCAGCACCAGGAGUGCGGCUCACCCUGCACGGACACCUGCUCCAACCCCGACCACUCCCAGCUCUGUGAGGACCACUGCGUCGACGGCUGCUUCUGCCCCCCAGGCACGGUGCUGGACGACGUCAGCCACGCGGGCUGCCUGCCCCUGGAGCAGUGCUCCUGCACCCACAGCGGCCGCACCUACGCCCCGGGGGCCUCCUUCACCACAAGCUGCAGCUCCUGCACCUGCUCCAGUGGGGUGUGGCAGUGCCAGGACCUCCCGUGCCCGGGCACCUGCUACGUCCAGGGCGGCUCUCACAUUUCCACCUACGAUGAGAAACUCUACAACGUGCACGGAGACUGCAGCUACAUCCUGUCCAAGACAUGUGCAGACAGCGGCUUCACCGUGCUGGCCGAGCUGCGGCAAUGCGGCCUGACAGACAACGAGAACUGCCUCAAGACGGUGACGCUCAAGAUGACCAGUGGUGGGGACACGGUCAUCCAGAUCCAGGCCAAUGGCGGGGUGUUCAUGAACUCCAUCUACACUCAGCUGCCCGUGUCAGCAGCCAACAUCACCAUCUUCAGGCCCUCAUCCUUCUUCAUCCUGGUGCAGACGGGCCUCGGGCUGCAGCUGCAGGUGCAGCUGGUGCCCCUCAUGCAGGUGUACCUCAGGCUGGACCCCUCCUACCGAGGCCAGAUGUGCGGCCUGUGUGGGAACUUCAACCAGAACCAGGCCGACGAUUUCCGGAUCCUUGGAGGCGUGGUGGAGGGCACAGCCGCCGCCUUCGCCAACACCUGGAAGACCCAGGCCGCCUGCCCCAAUGUCAAGAACAGCUUCGAGGAUCCCUGCUCCCUCAGCGUGGAGAAUGAGAACUUCGCCCAGCACUGGUGCUCGCUGCUGACUGACCCUACUGGUGCCUUCUCGCCUUGCCACUCCAUCGUCAACCCUGCUCCCUUCCACUCAAACUGCCUGUUCGACACGUGCAACUGUGAGAAGAGCGAGGCCUGCAUGUGUGCAGCUCUGUCCUCCUAUGUGUGGGCCUGUGCCGCCAAGGGCGUGCUGCUCCAUGGCUGGAGGGACGGCGUCUGCACCAAGUAUAUGAGCAGCUGCCCAAAGUCCCAGAACUACACCUAUGUGGUGGACAGCUGCCAGCCCACCUGCCGCAGCCUGAGCCAGGCUGACGUCACUUGCGGCAUCGCUUUCGUGCCCGUGGAUGGCUGCACCUGCCCCUCAGGCACCUUCCUGGAUGACACCAGCACCUGUGUGCCCGCUGAGGCCUGUCCCUGCUACUUCCGUGGCUCCGUGGUGGCUCCAGGAGAGGUUGUGCAUGACGACGGCGUGGUGUGCUCGUGUGUGAGUGGGAAGCUGAGCUGCCUGGGAGCAGAGGAACAGAGGAGUACAGGGUGCGUGGCCCCCAUGCUGUACCUGGACUGCACAAAUGCCUCGGCGGGCACGCCGGGGGCCGAGUGCCUCAGGAGCUGCCAUGUGCUCGACGUGGACUGCUUCAGCACCCACUGCGUGUCCGGCUGCGUCUGCCCCCCGGGACUGGUGUCGGACGGGAGCGGGGGAUGCGUGGCCGAGGAGGACUGCCCCUGUCUGCACAACGAGGCCACCUACAAGCCCGGGGAGACCAUCAGGGUGGACUGUAACACCUGCACGUGCCGGAACCGCAGGUGGGAGUGCAGCCACCAGCCCUGCCUGGGCACCUGCGUGGCCUAUGGGGACGGCCACUUCAUCACCUUCGACGGCGAGCGCUACAGCUUUGAAGGGAGCUGCGAGUACACCCUGGUCCAGGACCACUGUGGGGGCAAUGGCACAGCCAACGGGACUUUCCGCAUCGUCACCGAGAACGUCCCCUGUGGGACCACAGGCGUCACCUGCUCCAAGACCAUCAAGCUCUUCCUGGAGAACUAUGAGCUGAUCCUCCACGAGGGCACCUACAAGGUGGUGCAAAGGGGGCCAGGCAGAGACCUGCCCUACAGGAUCCGGUACAUGGGUAUCUACCUAACCAUCGAGACCCGCAGUGGCAUGGUCGUGUCCUGGGACCGGAAGACCAGCGUGUUCAUCCGGCUGCGCCAGGAUUACAAGGGGAGGGUCUGCGGGCUGUGUGGGAACUUCGACGACAACGCCAUCAAUGACUUCACCACGCGGAGCCAGUCUGUGGUGGGCAACGCGCUGGAGUUCGGCAACAGCUGGAAGUUCUCCCCGUCCUGCCCGGAUGCCCCAGCCCCCAAGGACCCCUGCACCGCCAACCCGUACCGAAAGUCCUGGGCCCAGAAGCAGUGCAGCAUCAUCAACAGCGCCACCUUCGCCACCUGCCGUUCUCAGGUCGACUCCACCAAGUACUACGAGGCCUGCGUGAGCGACGCGUGCGCCUGCAACUCGGGGGGCGACUGCGAGUGCUUCUGCACGGCCGUGGCCGCCUACGCCCAGGCCUGUCGCGACGUGGGCGUGUGCGUGUCCUGGCGGUCCCCGGACGUCUGCCCCCUCUUCUGCGACUACUACAACCCACACGGGGAGUGCGAGUGGCACUACGAGCCAUGCGGGGCGCCCUGCCUGAGGACCUGCCGGAACCCCAGCGGGCACUGCCUGGUGGACCUGCCCGGCCUGGAAGGCUGCUACCCGCGGUGCCCGCCCGGCAGACCCUUCUUCAGUGAGGACGAAAUGGAGUGCGUGGCCCAGUGCGGCUGCUAUGACGAGGACGGCAACUACCACGAGGUCGGCGCCAGGGUCCCCACGGCUGAGAACUGCCAGAGCUGUGAAUGCACCCCUAAUGGCAUCCAGUGCAUACAUAGCCUCGAGGCCUGCAGGUGCACCUAUGAGGGCAAGACCUAUGGCUAUGAGGAGGUCAUCUACAACACGACCGAUGGGCUGGGUGCCUGCCUGCUCGCCAUCUGUGGAAACAAUGGAACCAUCAUCCGGAGCGUCGUGGAAUGUCCCGGAACUCUGUCCACGACGCCCUUCACCUUCACCACCACCGCGGCCCCUCCCUCCACGACAGGCUCAGCCCCCACUCUCUCCACUGUGUGUGUGCAAAAGCAGUGCCGCUGGUCCGAGUGGUAUGACAGCGGCCGUCCAGAGCCGGACAUGGGAGGGGGAGACUUCGAGACGUUUGCAAACCUGAAGCAGAGGGGCCACCAGGUCUGCCCGGCCCCCGUGGAGAUUGAGUGCCGGGCGCAGCGGCUCCCCAACACGCCCCUGCAGGAGCUGGGCCAGAAGGUGGAGUGUGACCUGGCUCGGGGGCUCACGUGCCUCAACAGCGAGCAGAGUCCCCCGCUCUGCCACAACUACGAGUUGCGGGUCCUCUGCUGUGACUAUGUGCCUUGUGGUACCUCCCCGGCCCCGGGCACCAGCCCUGGGCCCUCCCCCAGUGUCACUGCCCAGGUGUCAACCCUCAAGUCCCUGCCCACCUCCACCUGGACCACGCCAACGAGAGAAACCCCCCUCCAGUCGACAGUGGCCUCCACCUCGCAGACCCGCCCUACCGUGCCUGCCACCACUGCCCAGACAGGCAGCAGCUCCUCGACCCUGGCUGCCACCACCUGUCAGCCCAAAUGUCAGUGGACAGAGUGGUUCGAUGAGGAUUAUCCCACAUCUGAGAAGGCUGGGGGGGACAUCGAGUCAUACGACAAGAUCAGGAGUGCGGGAGGAGCCGUGUGUGAGCAGCCGCAGGACAUAGAGUGUGAGGCCGAGAACUUCCCCACAGUGAGACCAGAGGAGCUGGGCCAGCGAGUGCACUGCCACCCCAGCUUCGGCCUGGUCUGCAGGAACCAAGAGCAGCCGGGCCUGUUCAAGAUGUGCUACAACUACAGGAUCCGAGUGCUGUGCUGCAGCAACAGCCACUGCAGGGGACCUGCCUCCGCCACCACCACCGCCACCACCGCUGCCACUGCCACCACUACCACCAUUGCCACCAGCACCGCCACUGCCACCAACACCAGCACCACGGCCACUGUUCCCACCACGGCCACUGUUCCCACCACCCCCGCCACUGCCACCUCCACCACCACCACUGCCACCACUGUCAUCUCCACUGCCACUGCCAAUAUCGCCACCACGGCCACCACUGCCAUCACCACCACGGCCGUGGCCGCCACUGCCACCUCCAUUGCCACCAGUGCCACUGCCUCCACCACCAGGAUUGCCACCACCGCCUCUACUACCACCAUCACUCCUGCCAGCACCAGCACCACUGCCAUGGCCUCCACUGGCACUACCACCACUGUGCCACCAGCCACAGAGCCAGGGACAUGGCUAGGGAGUAGCCCAGAGGUGACUACAGCAGUGCCUUUCCUCUCGACAGGAUCAGCAUCCCGAGCAACAUCCUCCAACCCCAGCCACACAGACACACUCUUGACGUCUGCCACCAGCAGCCCCAGGUCUCCUCCAGGCUCCACAAAGCCCACCACCCCAGGGGGAGCCACGUCAGUCCUUCCAACUCGCACAACCCUGCAGGGCACCACAGAGGGCACCUCACAGGGAUCUACCUCCAGGCCUCGCCUGCCUACAGAAGCACCAACCAGCACAACCCGCACCGUUUCAACCAGCCCGCCAUCCACCUCACACACCAGGACAAGCACAUUGAGAACAGAGACGCCGAAAGUAACCCUGGUACCAACAGCCGUGACUGAGACCACCACCAGCCAGGGCACAACCAGCUGUCAGCCCAAGUGCGAGUGGACAGAGUGGUUUGACGUGGACUUCCCCACCUCGGGGGUCAUGGGCGGAGACAUGGAGACCUACGAAAACAUCAGGGCUGCAGGGGGUAGGAUGUGUGCGGAGCCGCAGAAGAUAGAGUGCCGGGCCGAGAACUACCCCGAGGUGAGCCUGGACCAGAUUGGGCAGGUGCUCAGCUGCAGCCUGGAGGCCGGGCUGGUGUGCAGGAACGAGGACCAGCAGGGACGCUUCAACAUGUGCUUCAACUACAACAUCCGCGUGCUCUGCUGUGACGACCGCAGCCACUGCCCCAGCACCGCCGCCCCCAGCCCCAGCAGCACCGCUACGGGGUUCCCGACAUCCGAGGGGCCAGGACUCUCAACUUCGGCCACCACCCAGACGCGACUGCCCUCUCCAACGACCCAGCGCACAACCGCCAGGCAGGCUUCCUCCACAGCCCACCUGCAGACCUCCCACAUAGGGACCACGACCGGGUCCCCUCCCAUCGGGCCCACUUCUGCGACCACGCUCCUCUCCAGCCCCUCACAGCCCGGCUCCGUGACGCCCACCCCGACUGUGUCCUCCACCGAGGCCUGCAAGUGCGCAUGGACACGCUGGUUUGACGAGGACUACCCCACACCUGGCCAUGCAGGGGGGGACUUUGAGACCUACGCCAACAUCCGGGCGGCCGGCGAGGACAUCUGCGAGCAGCCCUUGCGCCUGGAGUGUCGGGCUGAGAUGUGGCCUGACGUCCCCGUGCAGGAGCUGGGCCAGGUGGUCCAGUGCGACGUGAGCGUCGGCCUGGUGUGCCGCAACCGUGACCAGAGUGGCCCCAUCAAGCUGUGCCUCAACUACCACAUCCGCGUGUUCUGCUGCGACUACAGCCACUGCCCUGGCACCCCGGCCACCACCACAGCGACUCCUCCAGCGACCAGUCCGGGACUGACCUCACUAACGGCCACCAGCACCACGGCCCGACCCCCGACCAUCCCCAGCCCCACGAGCCCCAACACACACCCCACCACAGCGACCUCUGGGUGCCAGCCUGCCUGCCACUGGACUGACUGGCUGGACAGUGACCGGCCCAAGCCUGGCCCCUAUGGGGGUGACACUGAGACCUACUACCACAUCUUGCGCACUGGAGGCCAGCUCUGCUCUGAGCCGGUGGCCAUCGAGUGCCAGGCCGUCCUCUUUCCAGAAGUGCCCUUCAGGCAGCUGGGCCAGGUGGUGAAGUGUGACGUGGAUUACGGGCUCAUCUGCAGAAAUAAGUGGCAGAGUGGGGGCGAGACUUGCCUCAACUACCACAUCCGCGUGCGCUGCUGUGACGACUACAGCCACUGCGCCAGCUCGGCCGUCCCUGCGACCACCACACUGUCCCCCAGACCGUCCACGACCAGCGCCAGCACGGGCAGGCAGUCAUCCGGAGUGUCAGGAGUCUGGAGCACAGCCACGACCCAGGUGUACCUCUCCUCUCCAGGGACCACCGAGAGGCUCUCCAUCCACACCAGCCAGACAGGUCCUUCCUCCCCUUCGACUACUGGGAGAGUCUUCAUCUCCAGUUCCUCUGCCUCCCCCAGGACCCAGACCAGAACUGCCACGCCAGGCUUGCCCAGCGCCCCUCCCUCUCCCCCCUUGGUGACCUCCCACAUGUGGACCACCGCGGCAAUCUCCAGCAGCCUGCCACACUUCAGCGUGUCCACCGCAUCCCCCUCCAUCCUCACUACCCCUGGGCCCACCGCCUUUCCCAGCCCGCUCAUCUCCACCACAGCCUGCCUCUGCCGGGCGUUUGGACAGCUCUUCUCACCUGGAGAUGUGAUCUACAAUAAGACAGACAGUGCCGGGUGCCAGUUCUACGCCAUCUGCAACCAGCGCUGUGACAUUGACCGCUUCCAGGGCAGCUGCCCCACCUCCUCACCCUCAGAGACCUCAGUGACCCUGACCUCCCCGGUUCCCGGCUGCGAUCUCAUCGACCCUCCCCGACAGGUGAACGAGUCCUGGACCCUGGAGAACUGCACGGUGGCCAGGUGUGAGGGCGAGAACCACAUUGUCCUGCUGGAGCCGAAGCCUGUGGCCAACAUCACCUGUGUGAAUGGGCACCUGCCCGUCAAAGUGUGGAGCGAGAAUGAGCGCUGCACCUACCACCUGGAGUGCGAGUGCUCCUGCAGCGGCUGGGGGCACUCGCACUACAAGACCUUCGACGGCACCUCCUACUCCUUCAGGGACAACUGCACCCACGUGCUCAUGAGGGAGAUCCGCCCGCUGUAUGGGAACCUCAGCAUCUACAUCAACAACUACUACUGUGGGGCCACUGAGGCCACCACCCACUGCCCCCGCGCCCUUAUCGUCCACUACAAGUCCAUGGAGAUCAUCCUCACCACCACCACAGGCACUGACGGGCAGGAGCAGAGCCUGAUCCUGUUUGACCAAAGGCGGGUGAGUGAGGUCUUCAGCAAGAAUGGUGUGAACGUGUCGGUGACAGGGACCACCAUGAUGCACAUCGACAUUUCUGCCAUCCUCGUGAGCAUCUCCUUCGACGGGCACAUCUUCCAGGCCCGGCUCUCCUACAGCCACUUCAGCCACAACACCGAGGGCCUGUGUGGUACCUGCACCAACAGCCAAACUGAUGACUGCCGCCGGCCAGAUGGCACCAUGGCCCCCACCUGCAAGGACAUGGCCAGCUCCUGGCUGGUCCCCGACAGCAGCAAGGAGGGCUGCCAGACACCACCUCCAACCACCAGCCCCCUGCCUCACACCCCCACCACGCCCACCUCCCCUCCUUGCGCCCCAGCACCCCUCUGCAAGCUGCUGCUGAGCCAGGUCUUCGCCGAGUGCCACAGUCUCAUCCCGCCCGGCCCGUUCUUCAGCACCUGUGUCAGCGACGGCUGCCAGACCAGCCACCCCAACGUGUCCUGCCAGAGCCUGGAGGCCUACGCGGCGCUCUGCCACGCUCGGGGCGUGUGCAGCAACUGGCGCAAUGCCACUGCCGGGCUGUGCGAGCUCACCUGCCCACCCACCAAGGUGUACAAGUCAUGUGGCCCCGUGCAGCCCGAGGCCUGCAACUCCAGGAGCCAGAGCCCAGUGCGCAAGGGGCUGGCAGAGGGCUGCUUCUGUCCUGAUGGCCACAUCCUCUUCAACUCCUACACGGACAUCUGUGUGCCCCAGUGCCCCUGCGUGGGACCGGAUGGGUUUCCCAAAUUUCCUGGAGAGCGGUGGGUCAGCAACUGCCUGGCCUGCGUAUGCGACAAGGACUCUGUGUCGGUGCAGUGUGUCCCUGUGCAGUGCAAGGCCCAGGACCAGCCCCUGGAGUGCAGCCGGGCUGGCUUCCUGACCAUCACCAGGCCCUUGGCGGACAACCCGUGCUGCCAGGAGACGCUGUGCAUCUGCAACGUGACCACCUGCCCCCAGAGCCCACUCACGUGUGGGCCAGGAUUGGAGCUGACCCUCACACAGAGGGAGGGCGACUGCUGCCCCACCUUCUAUUGCACACCUAAGCUGUGCACCUACAACGGCACCUUCUAUGGGGUCGGUGCGACCUUCCCAGGGGUCACGCCCUGCCACAAAUGCACCUGCCUAUCCGUGGACACGGGGAACCUGACCGUGCAGUGUGAGGAGAACACCUGCAACACCACCUGCCCCCAGGGCUUCGAGUACUCAGAGGUGGCCGGGCAGUGCUGUGGGGAGUGUGUGCAGACAGCCUGCCUCACGCCCAGCGGUGGGCUGGUCCAGCCCAACGACACCUGGGUCAACAGCCCCGUGGACAACUGCACUGAGUACCACUGCCAGGCUGAGAAUGGGCUCCUCGUGCUGACACCUAGGCCCAUGUCCUGCCCCAUCGUGUCCAGCUGCAGGGGCGUCCUCCAGAAACGCGGCUGCUGCUACUCCUGCGAGGAUGAUUCCUGCCGGGUCCGCGUUCAAAGAAAGGCGCUGCGGCUCGGGGACUGCGUCAGCCCGGCGCUCGUCAACGUCCCCUUCUGCGAGGGCUCCUGCCUGGGCGUGUCCGUGUACUCCCUGGAGGCCCAGGCCAUGCAGCACGAGUGCACCUGCUGCCAGGAGAAGAGGGCCCACCAGGAGGUGGUGACCCUGCAGUGUCCCGAUGGGACAACCAUCCAGUACACCUACAUCCACGUGGACGCGUGCAGCUGCACCCCGGGCUGCGCCCCCUCACCCGAGGCUCCAGAGGACAGCACUCCCAUCCUCCUGCUCUAGGAGGCCACCACUGCCGGUCGUCAUUCUGCCCCCGUCCCACACGCCCUCCAUGUCUGGAGGCAGAACAUGCCCAGCCCAAGCACGGAAACCUGGGGCGGGGCAGGGAGGGUCUGCUUGAGGACGGCACCCGGCGGGGCCCUGCCCCUGGAGCCCCUCUGGCCCGUCUUGGUCACCUGCCCGGCCAUCAGGGCCUGCCCCUCAGUGGAAACACAAAUACCCAUUCCACCCAGACUCACCCCUUCCUGGUGUCAGAGAGCACCCUGGAGCAAAACCACACAUCCACCACUGCGCAGCUCCCCACUGCGGGCCUGGGUGCCCCCAUCUCUCCUCGAAGCUCCGUGGGGCACAGAUUCCCGCAGCAGACUGAGGACUGAGGCCUGUCCAGGCAAGGCUGGCUGCCUCCAAGAGGUGGUGUCACAUAGGGUGGCUGCCUGCCCAUGACCUGGACCUGAAGCUGUGACAGCUGAGGGGCAGGCGGGGAGGGGUGGGCACCACACAGCACCCCCUCCACCCACCCAGUUUCAAUCUUGCAAAUAAAUGCUGAGC
Equus quagga is the source of this 10406-nucleotide messenger RNA. Its product is annotated as mucin-5B-like. Lineage: Eukaryota; Metazoa; Chordata; Mammalia; Perissodactyla; Equidae. Gene Ontology annotation, cellular component: extracellular matrix. The transcript is spliced from 50 exons. The record is from RefSeq and is a predicted model, not a curated record. Gene Ontology annotation, molecular function: protein binding. The coding region runs from base 12 to 9860 and encodes 3282 amino acids.